Molecule: messenger RNA, 9861 nt
Organism: Patella vulgata (common limpet)
Lineage: Eukaryota; Metazoa; Mollusca; Gastropoda; Patellidae
Product: proton-coupled zinc antiporter SLC30A2
Exons: 7
Coding region: 5-1807 (600 amino acids)
Biological process (GO): response to zinc ion; zinc ion transmembrane transport
Cellular component (GO): plasma membrane
Molecular function (GO): zinc ion transmembrane transporter activity
Source: RefSeq, a predicted model, not a curated record
CAAGAUGGCUGAGGGCAAAUGGGAAAACUGUCAAAAUUUGCCACCUGUUCAUGUGUACACACACGGCGGUGAUGUUUUAGCUGGGAUUGAACCCCGUAAAUCAAGCUCUUUAAAACACAAACAACAUUUGAUCGAUUUGUCAGAGGGUAAUCACUCGAAUAACAACUUCGUGAAUGGCAGAAUUCCUAACGAUAAACUUGUUCAUGACAUCGAUUAUGAAUUUGUAAAUGGUGGUUUAUUAAAUGAAGACUAUGAUUCGCUUGCUGGCAAUAAUAAAUCAGAAUUUGUAGGUCACGACGAUUUUGAUGACAGCCUUAUUAAUCUUAAAAGUGGCAGUACAGACCUAAAUGAACAUACAUUAGAAAAGAGAGACUUUUAUAACACGGAAGUAUUGCAGUCAACUGACAGAACGAGGACUGAUAAGAGACAAAGUGAAAUUGAUUUAUAUAAAGGCGACAAGCACGUUGCCAGUUCAGUGUUAUGUGAAUCAAAAUGUGUUAAGUCAAAAGCUAAUCACACGUCUAAACAGGAUCUAAAAACUAAUCAACCUAAUCAGGUCUCAACUAUAGGAAUUGAUCCAUAUGUUUCUGUUCGAUCUAAUAAUAAUGAUUCACGAUACCGUGUCGAGUUAAACAGGGAAAACGAUUUGUUGCUAAAUAACCAGGAUCAGGAUCAAAACGACGGAACCUCGACAGGAAACAUGAUGGAUAUGACAGAAGACGUACACUGCCACUUUGGCAAAAAGGUUAAAAAGGAUGUCGUAGCCAGAAAUCAGUUGGCCGCUGUGGUGAUUCUUUGUCUGACUUUUAUGACCGGUGAAGCUAUUGGUGGUGUUUUAUCCAACAGUUUAGCGUUAUUUACCGAUGUCCUGCAUCUAGGAAGUGAUUUAAUUAGUUUUUUGAUUAGUUUAUUAGCCAUUUAUCUCUCACAAAAACCACCGUCAAAAACCAUGUCUUUUGGAUAUCACAGAGCUGAGGUACUAGGUGCUCUCAUUAGUGUGUUUAUUAUAUGGUUGGUGUCAGGUGUGCUAUGCUACAUCGCAAUAGAAAGAAUUAUUCAUGAACAUUAUAAAGAUGUAAAAGCUGAUGAAAUGUUGAUAACAGCUGGUCUCGGUGUUGUUUUUAACUUAGUGAUGGCUGGUGUUCUACAUUCUGAAGCAUUCUGUUGCUCAGUUUCUUCACAUUCCAAAUUUGGUCAUAAUCAUUCCCACUCUGCUGGAAAUAGUCAUGGACACAGUCACAACCCGUCAGAGUAUCACCAGUUAACCAUGGUAGGCAACUCUAUGGAGGAUGACGAAGAAAUAAUUGUCCCAAAACAGAAAAAUAUUAACGUCCGUGCAGCUUUUAUACAUGUUGUUGGUGAUAUUAUUCAAAGUAUAGGUGUUUUUGUUGCUGCUUUGAUAAUUAAAUUUAAGCCCGAAGAAAAGUAUCGUCUAGCUGAUCCUAUUUGUACAUUUAUAUUUUCCUUAUUAGUACUGAUAACAACUAUAGCUGUCUUAAGAGAUACUUUACGCGUUAUGUUAGAAGGCGUUCCGAGAGAUAUAGGAUUUGAAUAUAUAAAAGAUCAUUUAAAAUCUAUAGAGGGUGUGAAGAUGGUUCACAGUCUCCAUUUAUGGUCAUUAACUCUAGGUCGUAAUGCACUGACAGUUCAUAUAGCUAAAGAUAAAGAGGUUAGCCAUCAACACAUCCUUCAAGUAGCCACAAAAAUGCUUAAAUCAGAAUUUGACUUUUUCCACAUAACUGUUCAGGUUGAAGAUUAUAAUUACGAAGCUAUGACAACAUGUGAUGAAUGUCUAGAACUACAGUAAACAGGAAGGAAUGUCUAGUACUACAGUAAACAGGACGGAAUGUCUAGAACUACAGUAAACAGGAAGGAAUGUCUAGUACUACAGUCAACAGGAAAGAAUGUCUAGAACUACAGUUAACAGAAAGGAAUGUCUAGAACUACAACCAACAGGAAAGAAUGUCUAGAACUACAGUAAACAGAAAGGAAUGUCUAGAACUACAGUCAACAGGAAGGAAUGUCUAUAACUACAGUCAACAGGAAGAAAUGUCUAGAACUACAGUCAACAAGAAGUAAUGCUGGGUUAUGGCCUGGGACUUCUAAGUGAUAUACAGGACUAGAAAUAUCGUUUCUAACUGUACCUGACAAAAUGUUGAGCACUGCUGAACUAGUACCUCAUAUUUGGAACUUUGUGACGGACAGGUAUGAAAGAUAUUAAUAAAAACACGGAAAACAGAAAGCCUGGAUUCAAAGCCCAGCUUAACCGGAGCGGAACCCUGAGUCUGACUAAAAUUGCGGGGCCUCUAACGCGGCGAAAAGAUUAUUUCAUAUCCUUUUUAAUGGAAUGCAUACGUAACACACAAUUUGUAACACACAAUUAAUCGGGGAUAGCUCAGUCUAUCCGCCCUCGUGCCGCUAGAUUGAUAACCGUGAAACUUUCAUCUGGAAUUUGAAUUUUUUCCCUUUUUGCCAUGAAUCGCGGGGCCCCCUAAACCGCGGGGCCUGGUCCUGGGCCCUUUAAGCCCAUGCCUAAGCUGGGCUUUGCCUGGAUUUGUUCCUGACAAUGGCUGUUGAUAUUUAUCUAUUGUUGCCUUACAAUCUGAAGACAUAUUUUUUUUAUACAGUGAAGAAUUGAUAAUUCUGGCUUGGCUUGUGAAAGUGGCCGUAGUUAUGAGUUAAAAAUCACUAUAUAUAUAUAUAAACAGACAAUCAAAAUACCAGAACUAUAUUGCCUUUACAUGUAUGUACAUUUCGUGGAUGGAGCUAGGGCUCAUGAUAUUGUCUAGAUUGAUUAUUUCUCAUUGCUCAGAAAUAUACUCAGAAGAGAAAAUUAUAUGAAGUCAGUGUACGUGCACACAAAGGAAAUUAACGCACACACAAAUUUGAGACCUUAUCAGAAUUCAAAAUUAUGGUUCUCACAAACUACUGCAUUGCUUUAACAGAGCUGAAUAACCAGCUUCAUUAAGCAUGAGAGAUAGGCAUCGCUAAAAUUAUCUUAAAACAAUUUUAAGUUUAUGUAUACAUUUACUAUUUUUACAGGAAUACUAUUUUUACACACACUGACCAUUAACAAUUUGAGUUAACAUUGGUGAUAGUGAUACAAGCAUACCACAUUUCAAUUUAUAGCUAGAACCAGUUGAGAGACACAAACUAAGUAAUUUUGGGACUAACAGAUGGAUCAAUUUUAUUGCAAUAAUUUGCUUGCAUGUAGGGGUCUUUAGCAAUGGGGAGAAACCGAAGGACCCGGAGAAAACCCACAAAGUAGUUAUCAGUUGAGAGAGAGAGAGAAAUGGAGUUUAACGUCCACUCGACACAAAUUAGGUCAUUUCGGGACUAACAUAUGGUUUAAUUUUAUUUCAAUAAUUCGCUUGCGCGUAGGGGUCUUAAGCUGUGGGAGGAAACCGGAGGACCUGGAGAAAACCGACGAGGUUGGACAGGCGACCCUACUCCUUGUCAUGUACAACUGGGGAUUCGAAACCACGCCAGUUGACAGUUAUCAGUUGAUUUUGUGUCCUGAUUUAAAACCGAAAGAACAACUGAUAUCAUUUUACUAUUGAUAUGGUUCAGGCAUUACUAACAUUAAAUUUAUUUUGAGCUCAAUUUAAGGAAUCUGCUCAAUUUUUUUUUUAAAUUAAGAAUCGACAACACCACAUUCCUUAUUACAGAUUUUUUUUCAGAGUUUUUAUGGUAUAAAUUUUGAUGAAAUAGAUAGCACAAUCCACAUGUUUUAUUUUUUAGAUUUUGCAUUUUCAUUAAAUUAUUGCAUUUAAAUAUUCUUUCAAGUAUUUUGAUAAUAUUUUGUUUCCUAUAUGAAAUAUUUAACAACAUUCAUACUUUUCUUGAAAUGACAUCAUGAAGCAGGUUAACUAUUCAUAAUAAAACACAAUACAAGGUAUGGAUAUAACUACUUUUCUAUUAUUUAGUAACAACGUUUCGCAUCACGUACAGUCACCUUUUCAAGUUAAGUGUAUGUGUUAUGAGAGAGGGAGAGAGGAAUGGGGUUUAACGUCCACUCGACACAAACUAGGUCAUUUCGGGACUAACAUAUGGUUUAAUUUUAUUUACAUAAUUCGCUUGCGCGUAGGGGUCUUUAGCAGUGGGAGAAAACCCACGAGGUUGGACAGGCGACCCUACUCCUUGCCACGUACAACCGGGGAUUCGAAACCUUGCCAGUCGACUCAAUGACAGACUUUAUGAUACAGCGCACGCGCGCACGCUAACCAUUCAGCCAUCCACCCCCCCCGUAUGUGUUAUGAAUUGUUGUUAUUAAAUAAUAGAGAAGUGGUUAUAUCCAUAUGUAACUUGUGUUGUGUUUUGUUAUGAAUAUUCAAAUUUCAAAAUAACUGGUUAGAAAUCCAAGAGAGCGAGAGAAAUGGGGUUUAACGUCCACUCGACACAAACUGGGUCAUUUCGGGACUAACAUAUGGUUUAAUUUUAAUUCAAUAAUUCGCUUGCGCGUAGGGGUCUUUAGCAGUGGGAGGAAACCGGAGGACCCGGAGAAAACCCACUCCUUGUGCCGCACAACCGGGGAUUCGAAACCACAGAAAUCCAAGAACUAAAUAAAACAGAUGACAGCUUUCUUUGGUCAUUACCCAGUUAAACACCUCAACACUCCUUUGCAUAAUCACUAAUCAAGUUUUGAAAAAUAUAAUUUAAAUAUAAAUUCUUCAAAUAAAAGUAUAAUAUAAGAGUAGGCCAUAGUGCCGCUGCUCGUGCAAAAUUUUCCUCAUGCUCGUCUUCAUUAGCCCAGUUGAAGCAGAGAGAGAGAGACAGAGAGAUUUCGGGACUAACAUAUGGUUUACUUUUAUUUCAAUAAUUCGCUUGCACAAAGGGGCUUUUAGCAGUGGGAGGGAACCGGAGGACCCGGAGAAAACCCACAUUCUGGACAGCGGACCCCGCUCCUUGUCACAUACAACCAGGGAUUCGAAACCACACCAGUUGACUCAAUGACAGACCUUAUGAUACAGCGCACACGUGCUAAUCAUUUGGCCAUCCAACCCCCCACUACAUGUGAAAUAUAAAUGAUAUAGGUACAACACUUUUUAUAUGCCCACAUUGAAAUGUGGUCGUAUAUUAUCUUCGCCCCCAUCCGUCCGACCACCGGCCGGACAUCCGGCGUCCACAAUUGCUUGUGGACGCUCUAGAGGCUAAAGUUAAUAUCCGAUUAACUGUAAAUUUAUACACAGCGUUCAAGGACAUGAGAGGAAGAAGUCUAUUGAUUUUCAACGAUUUCCGAUAAUUACUGCCAAAGUUAUGGCCCUUGAUCACUUUGCAAAUCUUGGGAUGCUUUAAAGGCUAAAGUUAUCAUCCGAUUGACUUCAGAUUGAUACACAGAGUUUAUGAUCUUGUGACGAACAUGUAUAUUGAUUUUCAAUGAAUUUUUAUACGUCCACAUUCAUAAUGUGAACGUAUUAUGCCGUCGCCCCUGUCUGUGUGUGUGUGUGUGUGUAUGUAUGUAUGUGUGUGUGUGUGUGUGUGUGUGUGUGUGUCUGUGGUUCGCCUACAGGGCGCAAUUCUUCAUGGAUUUUCUUCAAACUUGGUAUACUUAUUCCUUAUACCCCAAGGAAGAUCCCUAUUGUUUUUGGUGCAUGCCCGACCCCCCGGGGCAGAGCCACGCCCAUUUCUAGUAUUUGUUUGUUUGUCGUCUACAGGCCACAUUUCUUAACUAAUAAUCUUGAAACUUUGCAUACACAUUCUUUGUACCCUAAGGAACAUCCCUAUCGUUUGGGGUGCAUGCCCAACCCCCAGGGGCAGAGCCACGCCCAUUUUCUUUUCGUGUGUCUUUGUGUCGCCUACAGGGCGCAAUUCUUACUGGAUUUUCUUCAAACUUGGUAUACUUAUUCCUUAUACCCCAAGGAAGAUCCCUAUUGUUUUUGGUGCAUGCCCGACCCCCAGGGGCAGAGCCACGCCCAUUUCUAGUAUUUGUUUGUUUGUCGUCUACAGGCCACAUUUCUUAACUUAUAAUCUUGCAUACACAUUCUUUGUACCCUAAGGAACAUCCCUAUCGUUUGGGGUACAUGCCCAACCCCCAGGGGCAGAGCCAUGCCCAUUUUCUUUUCGUGUGUCUUUGUGUCGCCUACAGGGCGCAAUUCUUAAUCGAUCAACUUGAAAAAAUUUCAUAUAAAUUCCCUAUACCCUAAGGAUGAUCCCUAUUGUUUUUGGUGCAUGCCCGACCUCCAGUGGCAGAGCCACGCCCAUUUCUUUUAUUCAUUGUUUGUCAUCUACAGACUGCAUUUCUUAGCGUAUCACCUUGAAACUUUGCAUACUUACUCCUUCUAUCCUAAGGAACAUCCCUAUUGUUUGUGGUGAAUGCCCAGCUCCCAGGGACAGAGCCACGCCCAUUUUCUUUUUGUGUGUCUGUAUGUCACUUACAGCCUGCAAUGCUUAAUCGAUCAUCUUGAAAACUUUUUUAUACUUAUUCCUUAUACCCUAAGGCUGACCUCUAUUAUUAUUGGUGCUUGCCCCACCCCCUGAGACAGAGCCACGCCCAAAAUUUGUGUGCCUUUUGUGUCGCCUACAGGCCGCAAUUCUUAACAUUUCCUUUUGAAACUUUGCAUACCUAUUCCUUUUCCCUAAGGAUGCCCCCAAUUGUUUGUUGGUGAUUGCCCAACCCCCAGGGGCAGAGCGACACCCAUUUUUUCUUUGUGUCUCUGUGAGUUGCCUACAGGCCACGAUUCUUUAUGGAUUGUCUUUGAACUUGGGAUAUGUAUUCCUUAUAACCAAAGACGACAACUGCAUAUCACGACCCCCAGGGGCAGAGCCACGCCCAAUUUUUAUGUUUAUAUCAUUUACAGGCCGGAAUUCUGAAUGGAUCAACUUGGUACUUGGCAUUUGUAUUCCUUAUAGCCUAAGGGCAUCAACUAUUGAUUUUGGUGAAUGCCCCGACCCCCCGGGGCAGAGCCACGCCCAAUUUUUGCCUUUAACACCCAAAGGCCACAAUUCUGAAUGGAUUAUCUUGGAACUUGGUAUACUUAUUCCUUAUACCCUAAGGAUGGCAACUAUUGAUGUUGUCAUUUCAAUAACAGGAUGGUACCUAUUUAUAUUGUUUCCAUAUCCAACCCCAACGGGCAGAGCCAUGCCCAGUUUUUGUAUUUAUAGUCUACAUGCUGCAAUUCUGAAUGGAUCAUCUUGGAACUUUGCAUAUUUAUUCCUUAUACCAUAAAGACAGCAACUAUUUAUUUUGAUGCUUGCCCCGACCUCCUGGGGCAGUGCCACACCCACUUUAUUGUUAGUAUUUUUCUGGAUAUUUGGCAAAACAAACCCGACGUCUAGCCUUCUUUGCCUCUGAUCAUAUUACAGCAAUUUCAUAUUUCAUUCUCUUCAUUUUAAAAGGUACCAUAUAUCAAUCAAAGCUGGAAUGUGGACGUAUAUUGCAGCGUUAGCGAUGCUCUUGUUAUGAAAUGAAAUGAAAUGGAGUUUAACGUCCUACUGUUCUGCUCCUAACCUGGGCUAAUGAAGACGGGUGAAUUUUUAUGACUUGAACAACUAAAUCCAUGAUAUUAAAACAAACAAAUUCUAAUGGUAUUCUGAUAAUUACUUCAUGAGUUGUUGCUCUUAAUCAUAUCUUAGUGUAUUAUAAAUGUUUCAUUACCGAAAAAAGUAAAAAUAUGCACAACUCUUGUUUACUGCCCGGACGAUUUAGCUGCUGUGGACGUAUGUUUUAAUUAUUUCAUUUUAAAAAGUAGACUAGUUUUUUCUGGGCAACCUGAUAUAUUAUAAUAUUUGAAUGAACAUAUGUAGUUGUAAUAUUGUAAUUUCUAUUGAUGAUUUGUGUCCAUCGUGAUGUUAACGAUGGUGAUAUAAAUAUUUUAAUAUAUUGUUAUUGUUUGAAUAAAUAUAUAUAGUAUUGUGUCAAUGAAUAUAUGUUGAUAGUAUUUAAAUGAAUGAAUGAAUGAAAUGUAGUUUUAUGGCAUGUCAGCUCCAACAGGGCUAUAUUGCACCAAACAUGGUGAAUUGUAUUUAAAUGAAUAUGAAUUCUAUGGUAUAAAUGACUAUGAAUUAAAUGGUAUAUAUGAAUUAUAUGGUAUAAAUGAAUAUGAAUUGUAUGGUAUAAAUGAAUAUGAAUUAUAUGGUAUAAAUGAAUUUAAAUUGUAAUUUUGUAAUCUAUAUUGUAAUAUAUUUUUUAGUGUUUGUAAAAGUAAUAUAAUAUAUAAUCUAGAGACAAUAUUAAUUUAUAUAGAUUAAUUUGGCAAAGUAAUAAUUGGUCUAUUUGGUAUUAUAAAGUUUGUUCCAAUAAUGUUUUAGUGAUCUGUUGGAUAUUUUUGAUAUUUUUUCAAGAUAAGAAGAUAUGUGUUCAUCAUUUCUAUUCCAUCCCAUGCAAAAAAAAAAAUGAUAUUGAAACUUUAAAAGAGGACAAAAUGUUUGUCCCAGUGCUUUUGAUUCUUAAAAAAUACCCUGAAAUGUAUUCAUAUUGUAUUCUUGUAUUUAUAUUGUAUUAAUUUAUGACCAGAUCUUUAAUACAAAUACAAAUACAACUGAUAUUUUUUGUAUACAUGUAUAUAUAUAUGGGAUGGGAGAAUAUUUACAAUUAUUUCAAUAUAUAUAUAUAUAUUUGCAUUUAAAGGUUCAAUGAAAUCUGGUGUUUAACUGUAAAAGUGAUUUUUUUUUACAGUAAAUCCUAAUAAGAUAUUAGUUUUCUUGUUAUAGCCUUUAUUAUUUGUAAUAUUUUUGUUUUUGUUUGUUAGAAAAUCGAUUUUUGUUUGUCAUUUAUUGAAAUAAUUGUAAAUAUUCUCCCAUCCUGAGUAAAACCCAGUUGGUUAAUUCCAAACAUGUAACGCAUUGCAGUAAAGUAUAUGUAUUGCAAUACACAUCGAUAUACAGCAAAGUAUGUUUAUAACGUUUCACUGGGGACUGGCCUUAUUUUGACGUUAUAUAGUAACUGUAACGCACUGUUGUAAAGUAUGUGUAUUACAAUACAGGCCAAUUAUAACGUUUUACUACUGGAGGCUGGCCUUAUUUUGACGUUAUAGUAUAAAGUGUAACGCACAGCAGUAAAGUUAGGUAUAAUACACGUCAAUAUACGGUAGAGUAUGUUUAUAACGUUUCACUAGAGACUGGCCUUAUUUUGGCCGUAUAGUAAAUAUUUACAAACUUGUAACGCACUACAGUAAAGUAUAUUUAUUACAACACAGUCAUUUCAGCAUACAGUAAAGUAUGGUUAUAACGUAUUACUGGAGACGUUAUAAUAAAUAUUUGCAAACAUAUAACGCAUUAAAGUAAAGCACACGUCGACGUCAAUAUAAAUUAAUAUGUUUAUAACGUUUCGCUUGAGAUUGGCCUUAUUUUGACGUUAUUGUAAAUAUUUGCAAACAUAAAGCACUAAAGUAAAAUACACGUCAAUAGAAAAUAAUAUGCUUUUAACAUUUCACUGGAGGUCUUAUUUUAACGUUACAUUGAGGUAUUUACAUCAGUCACAAAUAAAUACUGUAAAAUAGUCCCAAUAAUUGGUAUGAUUGGUUUUAUUCGAUUAGCACAAUUCUUCGGCAUUUAGAAACUCUUAUUUUAAUCUUAAUUUACUUUCUUAGUAUCUGUAUAACUUUCAAAACAGAAAUGACCAAAAACCGUAUAAAUGCAUGUCCUUAUAAUAGGUGUCAGAUUUAAAAAUUGCGAUCUUCCGCAAAGACUAUGAUAUUCCAGGAUUCUUUAUAAAGAUACCGAGGCAGAAAUAGAGUCUUUUGUUCAUGGAUUCCAGAUUCUAUUCAAUCAGUAUGGUUACUUUGCCGCGCUAAAUUACUCCGUUGUAUAAUUACUGCUAUUGGAUUUUUUUUUUUUAAAUAGAUAUGUACAGAAAUGAAUUUAUAUAAAAAAUGUUUUGUAAUAUUUGGCGGCAAUGUCUAAUAAAAUUGGUAUAUUUUCAGC